AUGGCUUGUCGAAGACAAAGAAAAUGCGUUUGGAUUCAAUGUUUCGCCGUUCUUUGUUUAGCUGACUGGUCUGCAGCACAGAUAUCUUACUCCGUAUCAGAGGAGGUGGACAAAGGCACGUUUGUGGGGAAUCUCACGAAGGAUUUAAACCUAAACGUACAUGAACUGGAAUCUCGGAAUAUUCGCAUUGUUUCGAGCCACAAUAAGAGAUAUUUUGAGGCGAAUUUGAAAACGGGAAUUGUGUACGUUAACGAAAGAAUAGACCGAGAGGAACUUUGUCCAAAUACGGUAAAGUGUGUAUUAAACGUUGAGGCUAUACUGAGUAACCCCAUGCUUCUCCGUCGUAUUGAAGUGCCAAUUUUAGAUAUUAAUGAUAAUGCACCAGCAUUUCUUGAACAAUAUCAUAUUUUCAACAUAUCAGAGUCGACGUCCGCGGGGGAUAGGUACCCUCUACCUACAGCAAUUGACGCAGACACGGGCAGUAACUCGGUAAAGAGCUACAAGCUGAGUCCGAAUGAACAUUUCUCCCUAGAUGUGCAGAGCGGAGGAGACCAGAGUGUGUCUGCUGAGUUAAUGCUGCAAAAACCCUUAGACAGAGAGAAACAGCCUAUUAUAAAGCUAACUCUGACCGCGGUAGAUGGUGGAAAACCUCCGAGAUCAGGAACUUUACAAAUUGUUGUUAACGUUGUAGAUGUCAAUGAUAACACGCCAACAUUUAGCAAAACACUUUAUAAGAUUAGUGUGAAAGAAAAUGUUGUUAUAGGUAUGAACAUUUUAACGCUGGAAGCAACAGAUGAAGACGAGGGUCAGAACGCUGACAUUAUUUAUAGUUUUAUGAAGCGUGGUGGGAAUGCUGCUGACAAAUUCUCAAUUGAUUCAAAAAGUGGUGCAAUUACCGUAAACUCUUAUUUAGAUCACGAGGACAACGCAGCCUAUGAACUACGUGUACAAGCAACUGACCAGGGACAUUCACCCCGCAGUGGGUAUUCUAAAAUAUUAGUUGAAGUUAUUGACAUAAAUGACAAUGCCCCAGAAAUAUCAGUGACGUCACUCAUGAGCCCAGUAAAAGAGAAUGCUGAGAUAGGAACAGUGGUUGCUUUGGUCACAGUGACAGACAAAGAUGGAGGGAAUAGUGGUAUAACAAACUGUAAGCUACGUGGUACUACUCCCUUUAAACUGAAGUCCAAUUAUAAAAAUUAUUAUUCUUUAGUGGUAGAUGAUUCCCUAGACAGAGAGAAUGUUUCUCAGUAUAACGUCACCAUUACAGCUGCAGAUGAAGGGACCCCACCUCUCUCCAGCACCAGCGUUAUUACUGUACACGUUUCAGAUGUCAAUGACAAUAUGCCACAUUUCUCAGAACAGAUGGUUAAUGUUUAUGUUAGAGAGAACAGUCCAGUCGGAGCUGUGGUUUAUACCUUAACGGCUUUUGACCCCGACCUCGAUGAAAACGCAAAGAUAAUUUACUCAGUGGACAGUUCUUCUAAAAGCUUUGAAAUGUCUUCAGCUGUCAAUAUAAACUCAGAAACCGGUGACAUUAUCAGCCUGCAGUCUUUUAACUAUGAAGAGUUAAAAACUUUCCAAUUUAAAGUUCAGGCCACAGACUCUGGUGUUCCUCCGCUCAGCAGCAACGUCACCGUGAACGUUUAUAUCCUGGAUGAAAAUGACAACAGUCCCGGGAUUCUCCCACCCUACGCUGAGCACGGCUCUGUUAACUCUGAGAACAUUCCCUACUCUGCUGAAGCGGGCAACUUUGUGGCCAAGAUCAGGGCUGUAGACGCAGACUCUGGCUACAAUGCGCUGCUUUCUUAUCAAAUAUCUGAGCCCAAAGGAACCAACCUCUUCCGCAUUGGAACAAGCACUGGGGAAAUACGGACUAAGAGGAGAAUGAGUGACAAUGACCUGAAAACUCACCCGUUGGUGGUGUUGGUUUCUGAUAACGGAGAGCCCUCACUGUCAGCAACGGUGUCUAUUGAUGUAGUGGUGGUUGAAAGCACAGGUGAAAUCCAGACUCAAUUCAAACAUGUACCUCUAAAGGAGGACAUCUUCUCUGAUUUAAACCUGUAUUUGCUGAUCGCCAUUGCCUCAGUAUCAGUGGUCUUUCUACUGAGCCUCAUCAGUUUAAUAGCUGUAAAAUGCCACAGGACAGAGGGCACUUUCAACGGAUACAGCCCCCCAAUAAUCACCACACACCCUGACGGGAGCUGGUCGUACUCUAAAUCUACUCAGCAGUAUGACGUGUGUUUCAGCUCAGACACACUGAAGAGUGACGUGGUAGUAUUCCCUGCACCGUUUCCACCUGUAGAUGGGGAGUUGAUCAGUAUUAAUGGAGGAGACACCUUUAACCGGACACAAACAUUACCAAGUAAAGAGAAGGUAAGAUAG
Messenger RNA from Hypomesus transpacificus, 2382 nucleotides. RefSeq names its product protocadherin alpha-2-like. The transcript has a single exon. The record is from RefSeq and is a predicted model, not a curated record. Gene Ontology annotation, biological process: homophilic cell-cell adhesion. Gene Ontology annotation, cellular component: plasma membrane. Gene Ontology annotation, molecular function: calcium ion binding. NCBI's taxonomy places the organism in Eukaryota, Metazoa, Chordata, Actinopteri, Osmeriformes, Osmeridae. The coding region runs from base 1 to 2382 and encodes 793 amino acids.